Molecule: messenger RNA, 8418 nt
Organism: Myotis lucifugus (little brown bat)
Lineage: Eukaryota; Metazoa; Chordata; Mammalia; Chiroptera; Vespertilionidae
Gene: ADGRG4
Product: adhesion G protein-coupled receptor G4
Biological process (GO): cell surface receptor signaling pathway; adenylate cyclase-activating G protein-coupled receptor signaling pathway
Cellular component (GO): membrane
Molecular function (GO): G protein-coupled receptor activity
Source: RefSeq, a predicted model, not a curated record
AUGAAAGGACAUAUCAUGUAUCAGAGGCUUUAUGGAUUGAUUCUCAUGUCCAGUUUUAGCUUUCUCACAGAUGCACUUUCACUAAAAGGAAAAAGGCUGGAUUUUUAUGGAAGAGCUCACACAUAUGUAAGCCUGACCAACACCAUUCCUGAACUCAUUUGAUUCACAGAAUGCAUUGACCUGGUAUUUGUGGAUGACAAAUCAAGUGAUUGUUUGGCCAUCUCCUAUAUUAUUAGUAAUAUAUUAUUAUCAGUAAUAGGAGAAGACAUAGACCUUGGGCUUGCAGGAGAUCACCAGCAGUUAACACUAUACAACUUGUGCAAAACCUUUUAUAUCCAUUACCACUUGAUUCCAUUUCAAUGACAUGCAGUAUGCUUGAUAUGGGAUGGCAUGAAAGGCAAAUUAGAGCUCUUCCUGAAUAAAGAAAGAAUACUGGUAAUGAUGGGUCAACCACAAAACCUGACACCUAAUGGGACUCUGUUUCUAGGACAUUUUCUUAAGAAGAAACAGGUUAAAAGUAUGGUGCCUUGAUUCACUGGUAGCUUGUACUACUUACAACUCUGGGACUACAUCCUGGAAAAUGAGGAGUUUAUGAAGUGCUUGGGUGGAAACAUAGUUAGUUGGGAAGAUGUUUGGCUCGUCAACAAGAUCAUCCAACUCUGUGACAGUAGUCUACAAUAUUUUAUUUCUGAAAAUAUGACAAUUCAAGAAACAAGUACAAUUCUUUCACAGCAAAUAGAUUUAACAACCCCAUCCCAAAUUACUGGACUAAAACCUCAAAAUAUUGUAUAUACUUCUACAAUUAUGUCUAAAGGCAUACCUGUAUUUAAAACUGAUUAUAAAACCAUAUCAUAUUCCAAUACAACAUCUCCACCUCUGGAAACAAUGACUAUACCAAAAUUUUUAAAGACAUCCAUUUCUGAGACAGCUACAUUCAUAGCAGACAUUUUGUCUACUUCAGCAGCUGUUGCUCUACCCACCAAGAAUACUUCCACAGGCACUACUACCAAUUCCAUGAAAAUAACUAAAUCCCCAUCUUCAGAGAACACAGUGACAACAAAAAGGGCUGGAACCAUUUUUGAGACCUUUUAUCCAACUACAGCUACUAAUUUCUUAUACACAUCUGGAUUUACCAAGAAUUCAAUUGUACCCAAAACUUCAGCGAUUGGGUCUCCACUGGCCAUUAUGAAGACAGCAUCUUUAUGCUCAUCUAUUGAGUCAACAUCCAAAUCUACACCAUCAUGGCAUAAACACAAAUCCACAGGUAUUGGAGCACUCCCUAGCUCCACAGCUAGCCAGGAGUUUCUUGCAUCUACAGUUGCUGGAACUGUACCUUGGUCCACUGUGAAACAGACUUCUACUCACAUUGGGACUGCAUCAGCAUUCCCACCUAUGUCUGUGCUCAUCUCCAAAGCUGCUCCAGUAGAUACUGUAUUUCCUAGAAAUCAGGAAGCAUCUACAUUGGCAAUGACUGAUAAAAAAAUAUCAUUUACAGUUCAUUCAAUGACACUUCCAUCUAAGCCUAUUGAGACGACUUCUGAGCUAAGAACAGUUGAAACAGAAUUGACAUCUACAAAUUUCCAGGAUGUCUCUUCACCCAGAAUGGAAGAUACAAUAUCUAUCUCCAUGCAAAAAGAGGCCUCUUCUAUGGCCCUUUCUUUCAGGACAUCCUCUUCAUUAACCAGAGCUCAGAGUGUACAGACAAAUAUUGAUACUGAGACCACACAUACAUCCUUGAUUCCUGGAAUCACACUUGCACCUGCAGCUGAUGAAAGUAUGCUUUCCCCCACAGUUACUGGGUCAGAAUAUACCAAGAAUACAUCCACAGAUGGUGAAAAUGUGUUUCCUUUUAUCUCCACCAGAUCAGCUUUCACAUCCAGGGCAUCUGAGUCUGGUCCCACAACAAUAAGUGAUGAAGGUGCCCAUCUAUUUACCAGUGAGAUCAAUUGGACUUCAGACCAGACCAAACUCUGUUGACGUCAAUAUCCAUGGGAAUAUUCUAAUACAGAACAUUCAUCCACAACUGCUGAUGUUGAUAAACCUCCAGAAGCAUCCAUAGAAAGUGAGGCUACCACUACCGCUGAUGCUAUUAUUAAUACUGAUACCAUAAUAGACAGAUAUACAACAGCUCUAUCCAACUUGACAUCUCCAUGUUUGGCUAAUUUCUCCAUAGUUUCUAGAACCACAUCUAUAAACAAACUGCCUGAGUUUAAACUUACCACCUUAUUACUAAGAGCCACCCCUAGGUCCACAGUAGCUGGAAAUCAACUUCUUUCAACAUCAAAGGAAACAGUUUUUCCACCAGUAGAUAUAAUAUCUACCCUUGCUGACACUGAACUAGAUUUUUCUACUGAGAGUGCUUCUGAGACUACACAAACAGAGGUAAAAAAUAGAAUUGCAUUUGGAGAGACAACAAUCCCUGUACCGGAGUCCGCAACAACACAAAGAUUCAAUGCUUCUGUGACAAGGAAAGAAACAACUUCCCAUUAUCUUAAGGGAAGAUCAACUAUAGCAGCAACAACAGAGGUUUCUCCAUUUGCAACAAUGCAGGAAGCAAGGGAUGAGUCUAUACAAAUGGUGACAGCUUCUGUCAUUGUUUCCCCUUUUCCUGAUUUAGAAAAGUCGACUUCCCCAUUGGAUAAUAAAACUGCAACUACUGAGGUGAGAGGAAGAUGCCUUUCACCAAAAUCAGUUAAAACCACACCUGAGACUUCCUACAAUGGAUCUACAGAAAUCUUUAAUUCCACCCACACAUACACAGAAGAGUGGACUUCAGAGACUCCACCUGAAGGUAAUCCAACUCCAUAUCCCACUUCUGGGAGCACAAAGGCAUUCCCUGAACCCCUGGUUGCUUCUACCAUAAGAAUAUUGGAAACCAGUUUUGCCACUAUUCCUACAGAGAGGACAGCUAUGUCCUUGUCUACUGGUAUGUUUCCUCCACAACCUACAACUACCCAUUCCUUAACAACCCCUGUGCCUAUUAUCCAUAUGUACUCACUGCCAGUUAAUGCCUCUGCUGUCACCUCUAUGGUGAUGUCUGAAGAGACUAAGGUUACCAUGUCUGAGCCUUCUGCACUGGACAGGGCUUCCUCCACAUCUGCACUCUCAGAUGUCUCACCUCUGUCAUCAGCUAUACUGACUACAGCAUCGGUGCCACCAGUGGAUCAGACUGCUUCCACAACCAGCGAUAUUGUGACACCUAAAGCAAUUUCCUUUCUGACAGAAACUACAAUCUCCUCAUUGAGACCUACCAGUCCUUUGGCAACUAAGGCUGAGACCACUUUUCUGUCCACCUCAGCUGACAGAGUAACUUCAUCCACACCCACUCUUGCCUGCUCUAAAUAUCUCCCUGACAAUAUUUCUGUUGUGACCUCCACUCAUAUGAUCUCAACAAUGUCUAUACCAGUAGCAACCCAGUCCACAUCUCAAGUAGAGGAUGCUUCCACCCAUGCUCUCAGCUUCCCGAAUACUUUCAAUGGCAGUGGAGAUGUCGUUAGCCUGAUUACUGCCACCACAGAAAAUUAUGUUAUUGAUGAGACCAGGCCCUCUGCCAACGAGCUUACUACCUCAGGUGGUCAGAUUUCUCAGUUUUCCACAGGUCUUGCAAACAUACUGGUCCCCACUCUAUCAGUGACUCAUAUUUCUACCUUAACUUCUGACAAAGAGCAGAUUAUCACCUCCCUAGGAAAAACCCUUGGAACUAUGGAGGUGACAGAGAUAUCCCCAUCAAAUAAUCCUUUUAUUUCAGAGUCUCAGAGUUCUUCAUCCUUGGAAAUGACAGAUACAGGAUUCGCUGAGACCACAAAAAUUUCCAGUCAUCAAACACAUUCACCUUCAGAGAUUUCACUUGUAACUCCCCGUGAUGGAAUUUCAGCUUCAUCUCCUACAUCUGGGCAUACACAGACUAUACCUACCACCUGGAUCUCAAGUAACACCGAUGUUCACAUUUCAGAAAUGUCUACCAGUCUUGGGAAAACAGCUUUCCCUUCAAAAGCUCUGACAAUUACCACAUUUUUGUCUCCUGACAAAGAAAGCGUAAGUGCCCUCUCAAUAUAUACUUGCAGGACUGAGAAAAUGACAGUAAGAACCACCUCUGUGACUCAACCUUUCUCAUACCACCAGAACACUUCAUUUGUAGAUGCCAUAUCUUCCAGGACAACCAGAAUAUCAAAUCCUAAAAACAUCAACACAACUCUUUCACACUUGCUUUCACCCCAGACUCAACCUGAGGUGACAUCAGUUGCCUCUCCCAUUUCUGAAAGCACACAGACCUCCCCAGAGUCCCUGUCUUUUUCCAUAACUGGACUGUCUAGUGCCAAUUUUACAAUUAUUUCUACUGACAGGGUCACUAUAGCCCUUUCUGCUCCAAGUGUAACUACCGCACUUCUUGGGAAAACAUCUAUGGCAACGUCCAUUCCUAUCUACCAGAUGUCUUCACUGCCAGUUACUGCCUUCACCUCCAGAAGAGUUUCUGACACUCCUACAAUACUAAUGACCAAAUAUUCUAAAAUAACACAUGCAGAUUGUUUGAAAAGACACUCUAUAGCUACUUCUGGAUGUGGGUCUGAGAUUUCCUCAGUGUCAGUUCAUGACUCUUACCAAUUUUCACAAAUAACUUAUUCUAGAACUGCUGCUCCUAAAAGUGUGAUUUCAUCUAUCCCUUCAGAUAGUCCCACUCCCUUGAAUAUUCAGGUUUCCCAAUAUUUGACUAGCUUUAAGAGCACUCCUAGACCCACACAAAGUAUAAAAGCCACCACUUUCUUUUCUUCAAAAACAAAAAAAAUGACUUCCUUGUCUGAAAAUACUUCAAGCACUGAACUAACAAAAGGUGCCACAUCUGUAAAUAUCCCUGUUUCAUACCAUCCAUGGACUCCAUCCAGUGCAACUCUGCUCUCUUUUAAAACAUUUCUUUUUUCACCUCAUAGUACUAAAGCUGAAUUCUCUACUCCAAAGACUUAUCUUCCUCCUACAUCCCACAAGGUUGAAUUUCCAGUUCUGGGAACAAGAACCACAUCUAGUAACACCCAGCCUCUGCUUAUGACUUCCUGGAACAUACCCAUAGCUAAAGAUUCUCAAUUUCCAAUUUUUACCACUACUCAUGUGCUUACACCCAAGAAGAUGGAAACAGAGACUCCAUACCUCGUUCCUGGGUCUUUAUCAACAUUCAUGGCCUCUAAGACUGGUCUUGUAUCUGGAAAUGUUAUGGCAAUAUCAUCAAUUUCUACAUCAGGAAUUCUUCCUACCUUGGGGAUGUCUGAGAGCCCUUCAUUAUCAAUAUCUUCAAGAACUAUUCCUACCACUUUGGUUGAUAUUAAGCAGACAUUUGGUAAGACUAACAUAUCUGUGACUCCUGUGACCACACUCCCAUCAAAUCCUUCUUGUGCUACUUCAGGAUCUAUAAUUUCAAAAAAUACUACUUCACCCAUGCUGACAUGGGUCUUAUCUAGUCUCCCUUCAGGUUCUCCUCUGGCAACCGUAUCUAAUACUCCAAUUAUAACUUCCUCUGCAGUAGAGGUGCAGCCCACACUGGACUCCCUUCCAAAUAUAAGCACUACUACAUCCACAACUACUGAAGCCUCAUUUUCUCUCACAUCUACUGGAGUAAUGUAUCCUCUUACAGCAACUGUGUUUUCACUACUUUCUUCCUCUUUUGAGACAACCAGGCUGGACUCUACACCUUCCUUUCUAUCUACAGAAACAUUGACUUCUCCUAUUGCCAUUUAGUACACAGUUUCCUUUUAUAAUAUUGGAAUGAGCUUCUCUGUCUUUGAUGAAGAGCCAGCGAUCCCUAUUACCAGUAUUGUAAAUGAAUUAGCAGAAAAUUGGUUGAAUUCUAUAUUUCAGGACAGUGAAUUUGCUCUUGCUAAUCUGGCUAUUCAAAUUAAAAGCAGAGACACUUCUAAGGAAGAAAAAACCAUGGACCAAAAUUUUCGAGUAUGUACUUUUCUUUUGCUUUAUUUGGAACAGAGAGAAGGGCAAGAGAUGGCUACAAUUUCCCAUGCGUUAUACAGCUGUGUCUGUCAGGUCAUCAUAAAGGCCAACUCUUCUUUAGCACCCACUGAAUUGAUUAGCAGGAUUAAAAGUAAAAUACAUGGCAACCUCAUGCAUGGAAACUUCACACAAGAUCAAUUGACGUUAUUAGUAAAGUCUGAACAUGUUGCAGUGAAAAAACUAGAGCCAGGAAAGUGCAAAGCCGAAGAGACAACCUCUAAAUACAAAGGGACAUAUAAGUGGCUCUUAACCAACCCUACUGAUACAGCCCAAACUAGAUGCAUAAAAAAUAAGGCUGGAAACGCUACUAGAAUCUGCUCAAUCAGUAUGGAUACUGGCAAAUCUCAGUGGGAAAAACCAAAGUUUAAACAAUGCCAAUUGCUGCGAGACCUUCCUGAUAAGAUUGUGGAUCUUGCUAAUAUUACUAUCAGUGAUGAGAAUGCAGAUGAUGUUGCUAAGCACAUUUUAAAUUUGAUAAAUAAGUCCCCCUCUCUGGAUGAAGAAGAAACAAGGAUUAUUGUUUCUAAAUUAUCUGAUAUUUCACAAUGUGAUGAGAUAAGUAUGAAACUAACCAAGAUUAUAUUACAAAUAAUCGAUGCUGUUUUGGGAAAGCAAAACAAUUCAGUAUCUGAUCUACAUGAAGUAAGCAAUGAAAUUCUGAGGAUAAUCAACCGUGCCGGUCACAAGAUGGAGUUUUUGGGGAGGACAGCAAAUCUGACAGUGGCCAGCCUGGCUUUGGCUGUCCUGCGGGUGGACCACACAUUUGAAGGCAUGAUCUUCAGCAUUGGCUCCUAUGAAGAAGGUACAGACCCUGAGAUUUACCUAAGUGAAGUCCCUCUGGGGAGGGUUUUGGCUUCCAUAUAUUUGCCUAAAUCACUGAAGGAGAGAAUUCCUCUUAGCAACUUACAGACCAUCUUAUUUAAUUUCUUUGGCCAAACUUCACUUUUUAAGAUCAAAAACGUCACUAAUACAUUAACCACAUAUGUUGUGAGUGCCAGCAUUUCAGAUAUAUCCAUUCAAAACUUGGCUGACCCAGUAGUUAUUACUCUGCAGCAUAUUGAAGGAAACCAGAAUUAUGAUCAAAUUCAUUGUGCCUUUUGGGACUUUGUGAAGAACAAUGGGCUAGGUGGAUGGAAUUCAUCAGGCUGUAAAGUAAAGGAAACAAAUAUAAAUUACACAAUCUGUCAUUGUGACCACCUCACCCAUUUUGGAGUCUUAAUGGAUUUAUCAAGGUCUGCAGUGGACGCAGUGAAUGAGCAGAUAUUAGUACUUAUAACAUACACCGGAUGUGGAAUCUCCUCCGUUUUCCUAGGAGUUGCAAUGGUGACAUACAUAGCUUUUCACAAACUUCGAAAAGACCAUCCUUCCAAAAUCCUGAUCAAUUUGUGUGCCGCACUACUGAUGCUAAACCUGGUUUUUCUGUUCAAUUCUUGGUCUUCAUCAUUUCAGACAGAGGGACUUUGUAUCACAGCAGCAGUGGCACUUCAUUACUUCCUGCUCGUUUCUUUGACAUGGAUGGGCCUGGAGGCAGUGCACAUGUAUUUUGCUCUAGUUAAAGUCUUCAACAUAUACAUUCCCAAUUAUAUUCUUAAAUUUUGCCUAGUUGGUUGGGGGAUCCCAGCAAUCAUGGUGGCAAUCAUACUGAGUGUGAAGAAAGAUCUGUAUGGAACUCUGAGCACCACAUCUCCAUUUUGUUGGAUUAAAGACAAUUCUCUAUUUUACAUCUCAGUUGUGGCUUAUUUUUGCCUCAUAUUUCUCAUUAACUUCUCCAUGUUCUGCAUUGUUCUUGCUCAACUGAAUUCCAUAAAAUCCCAAAGCCAGAAGACUCGGCAGAAGAUGAUCCUAUAUGACCUCAAAAGCACAACAAGCCUAACAUUCUUACUUGGCCUCACCUGGGGGUUUGCCUUUUUUGCCUGGGGACCUGUGAGGAUCCUUUUCUUGUAUCUUUUUGCCAUUUUUAAUACUUUACAAGGAUUCCUCAUUUUUGUGUUCCACUGUGUGAUGAAGGAGAGUGUGCGGGAGCAGUGGCGGACUCACCUCUGUUGCAGGCGGUUGCAAUUGGAUAAUUUUUCUGAUGGGAGCAGCAGAUAUGAGCUAAAUGUUGGGUAUAAACAGGAAAGAUUGAAGAAAACCUUCAAGCACAAAUUGUUGACACCAUCCCUCAAGUCAACUACAAGUAGUUCUACUUUCAAAUCUUUAGGCUCUUCACAAGGCACUCCUUCAGAAAUAAGCUUCCCAAGUGAUAACUAUGAUGAAGAUUCCUACUGUUGCUCUCCCUUGAGUUGUGAUGUUGUGCCUAAUUGUACUGUUUCAAGCAGCACCUUUAUCUACAACCCAGAAUAUUGGGGUUACACAGGAUCAGAGCUGGAGAAGAGUGUGCAGGUCAUCUACGGCUGCCCGUCAUCUCACCACUUAUUUUAUGGAUGA